Messenger RNA from Trypanosoma grayi, 810 nucleotides. RefSeq lists its product as hypothetical. The record is from RefSeq and is a predicted model, not a curated record. The transcript has a single exon. The coding region runs from base 1 to 810 and encodes 269 amino acids. NCBI's taxonomy places the organism in Eukaryota, Euglenozoa, Kinetoplastea, Trypanosomatida, Trypanosomatidae.
AUGACAGCAGUUUCCGGUGACGAUGCAACGCUGCUGGUACGUCUCCGGGCUGAGAUCGCCAUGGCCGAGACGCAGUUGCAACGCAGCCGUGCAACGCAGCGUGUCUGCGAUGCUGCAUGCGACCUCGUCGCCAGCAGCAACAAGGGAAAUGGCACAAUAAGCAGCAAGGAGAAGGAGGGGUCGCCUGAGGUGUCGCAGCAACAUGCCAGCGCGGCAGAGCCUUCCCUGGUGACGUCCGGCAGCGCAUUUGGAAUGCGUCGUGCAGGCGCCACGCACUCGCUGCCGCCCACAGAACCGCUGCCACAGUGCAAAACGGGAACACUGCUUCACCUCGUCAAGGGCUCCUUCGGCAGCAAGAAGUUCGUGUCACACUUUAUCGUAAUUGAGGAGCAGCACGGUGUCGCGUGGUACCAGAGCGAGGCACACUUCCGCUCCGCUCCGGCGAGUCCGCUGGGGCGCGUGCCGUUCUGGACGGAGAUGCGGAACUCACGCGGCAGCCGCUUCAAGAAGGCGGCUGUGUGCUGGCCGCUGAUACUGCCGGAAGACUGCCCAAAGGCUGAUGACCCGACAAAGACAUAUUUUGCAAUUGAGUACCUUAACGAGAAGAAUGCACUCUCUAAACAUAUAUUCGCCGCUGAGAGUGAGGCGGAGCGUGACAACUGGGUGUUCUUCAUCACGCAGUUCAUCGAGAUGUUUUUGGCGCCGCGUGCGGAGUCGGAGGAGUUGCAGCACCUCCGGCGCGGCGCAAAGAUCCCUCAGCACUACUCAGAGGUGAUCGAUGGCGAGGCUCCGGGCGGCACAGUGCCAUGA